AUGGACAGCAACAGUAGCAAGGGAGUAAGCACCCAUGCUUCAUGGACCUCAGCUAUAUCCUCUUUCAUGCUUUCUCACCUAGCUAAUGUUGUUGCUGGUGGCACAAGGACCUCAUCUGGCUUCAAGGCAGUCCAUCUCAACGCAUGUGCUAGGGCAAUCAAUGAAAGGUUCAAUAGUACUCUCACAGGUGAGCAAAUUAAGAACCAUUUGAAGACAUGGCAAAGAAAGUUUACGAAGAAAAAUAGGCUCAGGAAAGUGAGUUCUGCUAGUUGGGAUGAGAAAAAAUUUAUUAUUACUCUUGAUGAUGAGCACUAUAAUGGUUAUAUUGAGGUAUAUGAUCACAAGGCCGAUGCGGAUUAUUUUAACAAACCUCUUGCACACUAUGGUGAGAUGCUUACAAUAUUUGGUAGCACCAUGGCUACAGGAAUGUAUGCAAAGGACUCAAGUUCAGUCCUAGGAAUAGAGGAUGUCCAAGUUGACAAUGAUGAAGAAAAUGAUGGUCCUGCAACUACUGAUGAUCGUGCGGAGGCGUCAUCUGCAAGUAAGCCAAAAAAAUCCAAAACGCAAGAGAAUGAAGAUGACGGGCUGAUUAGUGCAUUCACUAGUGUUGGUGACAAGCUUGCCUUUGCUAUACUAAAGGUCACCGAGCCGGACAAUAAGCUUCCAGAAGGUUUAUUUGACACAUUGAAAACCCUUCCUGGUUUUGAGGAGGUCCACAGAUUAUUUUAUUAUGCUCAUUUGGUUGCCAACCAUCACAUUGCUAGAGCUUUCAAUGGACUUCCAUUUGAAAACAAGAUGCAUUGGUUUGCUAUGUUCAUUAGUGAAAAGUUCCCUGGAUCAACAUAGGUUUCUUGGAUGAGUUGGAUAGUUCUUUUGGUGUUAUGUGUUGUUGGUUGGCUUAUUUACCUAUUA
Messenger RNA from Oryza sativa Japonica Group (Japanese rice), 912 nucleotides. RefSeq lists its product as uncharacterized. NCBI's taxonomy places the organism in Eukaryota, Viridiplantae, Streptophyta, Magnoliopsida, Poales, Poaceae. The record is from RefSeq and is a predicted model, not a curated record.